AUUGAAGAGAUUGAACGGGAGAUUAUUAAGCAGGAAGAAAACGUGGACCCCGAUUACUGGGAGAAGCUGCUGAGGCACCAUUAUGAGCAGCAGCAGGAGGACCUCGCUCGCAACCUGGGCAAAGGGAAGCGUGUGCGAAAGCAGGUUAACUACAAUGACGCUGCCCAAGAAGACCAAGACAAUCAAUCUGAAUACUCCGUUGGCUCUGAAGAGGAGGAUGAAGAUUUUGAUGAGAGGCCAGAAGGUCGCCGCCAGUCCAGGAGGCAGCUUCGGAAUGAGAAGGACAAGCCUCUUCCCCCACUUCUGGCACGGGUCGGGGGGAACAUUGAGGUGCUGGGGUUCAACACACGUCAGCGCAAGGCCUUCCUGAACGCCGUCAUGCGCUGGGGCAUGCCCCCCCAGGACGCCUUCACUUCCCAGUGGCUGGUUCGGGACCUGCGAGGCAAGACAGAGAAGGAAUUUAAGGCCUACGUUUCUCUGUUCAUGAGGCACCUCUGCGAACCCGGGGCGGACGGUUCAGAGACUUUUGCCGACGGGGUGCCACGGGAGGGUCUCUCCAGACAGCAGGUCCUGACACGGAUAGGAGUCAUGUCUCUGGUUAAAAAAAAGGUACAAGAGUUUGAACAUAUUAACGGCCGCUGGAGCAUGCCUGAAUUGAUGCCCGACCCCAGUGCGGACUCCAAAAAGUCAUCCCGAGCCUCGUCUCCCACCAUCAAAACCUCCACCACCACCCCAGAACCCAGCUGCACCAACACACCCUGUACCUCCAAGCCAGCUACUCCAGCCCCCAGUGACAAAGGCGACGGGGGUGCUGCGGCCGAAAAGGAGGAUGUGGAGACCAAGGAGGAGAAGUUGGAGAAGGAAGCCAAAGGCGUCGAGAAAAUGGAGACCGAGCCUCCCGCGCUGCCGGAGCAGCCCCUUUCCGCCCCCUUCUCAGGGGAGAAGAUGGAGUUGGAGCCUUCGAAGAAACCCGAGGACGAGGCCUCGGUGGGGGCCAGGGAGAAGGAGUUGGAAGCUGAACCGGCGGUCAAGGAAGAAAAGGAGAAAACGGGUAAGGGUCGAUCUGGAAGGUCCCUUCAAAAAAAGAGAGGAGAGAAGGCUCGCCUUGGAGUAUUGAAACCGUAUUCAAAAGUCUAG
Messenger RNA from Pseudonaja textilis, 1137 nucleotides. The record is from RefSeq and is a predicted model, not a curated record. NCBI's taxonomy places the organism in Eukaryota, Metazoa, Chordata, Lepidosauria, Squamata, Elapidae.